Molecule: messenger RNA, 6613 nt
Organism: Fundulus heteroclitus (mummichog)
Lineage: Eukaryota; Metazoa; Chordata; Actinopteri; Cyprinodontiformes; Fundulidae
Gene: lamb2l
Product: laminin, beta 2-like
Exons: 35
Coding region: 213-5765 (1850 amino acids)
Biological process (GO): substrate adhesion-dependent cell spreading; basement membrane assembly; cell migration
Cellular component (GO): laminin trimer
Molecular function (GO): extracellular matrix structural constituent
Source: RefSeq, a predicted model, not a curated record
AGUUUGUUUUACAAAAUCUGGGGCACAUACACGGCACACAUGUUCAUGCACGCGUAAAUAUAAACACGCCGGGGUCCAGAGCCUGCACACGUGCACUGAUAGACGGGAGUCUGGACACGGUGACGAGUGGGCUACAGAGACACACACAGGGGGAGAUUCUGGCCACGCAGGGCAGAGUGAGGUGACCCAGGGCCGUACAGAGAGCCAGCCUGAUGACCAUCCACUUAGCCGUCCAAAUGCCCAUCAAGACUAUGCAUUUGAGCCUUCUGAUGCUGGCUCUGAGUGCGGCUGGGCAAGAACUCCCAUCGAGCCCUCAUGGCUGCACUGAUGGCAGCUGUUACCCUGCAACAGGAAACCUUUUGAUUGGACGGGCUGCCAACCUGACCGCCACCUCCACAUGCGGCCUGGACAGACCCGAGCAGUUCUGCAUUGUCAGUUACCUGCAGGAUGUGGACAAGUGUUUUGAAUGUGACUCCCGGCAGCCAUAUGAUCCCUACUACCACAGAAACAGCCACCGAAUUGAAAAUGUCAUCUACCUAACGGACCUCAAUGGGAACGAGAACUUUUGGAAGUCUGUCAAUGGUAAAGAAGACGUCAGCAUCAGACUGAACCUGGAGGCCGAAUUCCACUUCACACAUCUCAUCAUGAAGUUUAAGACUUUCCGCCCUGCAGCCUUGAUCAUCGAGCGCUCAGCUGAUUUUGGCCGUACGUGGCGCCCCUAUCGCUACUUCGCCUCCAACUGCACUAGAACUUUCCCCGGCAUCCCGGCCCACGGCCUGCACCAAAUCAACGACAUCAUCUGUGAGGAACGCUACUCUGACAUUGACCCCUCUAAAAACGGAGAGGUCAUUUUUAAAGUGCUGGAUCCCGCAAUUCCUGUGGAUGAUCCCUACAGCUUGGACAUUCAAGAACUGUUGCGCAUCACCAACCUUCGCAUCAACUUCACAAAGCUCAACACGCUGGGGGACGACCUGCUGGACCGCCGCUCGGACGUCUUACUAAAAUACUAUUACGCCAUUAACGAGCUGGUUGUCCGAGGAAGCUGCUUCUGUUACGGACACGCUUCGGAGUGCGCACCGGUGCCGGGGGUAAACACCCAUGACUCCGGCAUGAUCCAUGGCCGCUGUGUGUGCAAGCAUAAUACUGAAGGCCUGAACUGUGAGCGCUGCAAGAAUUUCCACAACGACUCACCUUGGAGACCAGCUGAGGCAGAAGACCCACACACCUGCAGAGAGUGUAACUGCAAUGGUCACACAGACCGGUGUCACUUUGACAUGGCGGUGUAUUUGGCUACCAGAAACACCAGUGGAGGAGUUUGUGAUAACUGUCUGCACAACACAAUGGGACGCAACUGUGAGAUGUGCAAGCCAUUCUACUACCAAGACCCAAACAGGGAUAUUCGGGACCCUCGUGUCUGUGUUGCCUGUGACUGUGACCCGGUGGGAUCAUUGGAGGGAGGCAUGUGUGACAGCCACACCGACCUGGAUAUGGGGAUGAUCACAGGACAGUGUCGCUGCAAAGCCAACGUAAAGGGCACGCGCUGCGACGACUGCAAGGCGGGUUAUUACGGACUCAGCCACAGCGACCCACUAGGGUGCCGACCUUGCAACUGUGACCCCCGUGGCAUCAUUAUGGUGGAUUCUCCUUGUGAUCAGAUCAGUGGGGACUGCUCCUGUAAAAGAUAUGUCACAGGUCGCUACUGCAACCAGUGUCUGCCUGAAUACUGGGGUCUCAGUAAUGACGAGCACGGCUGCAGAGCUUGUGAAUGUGACUUUGGUGGAGCGUUCAACAACAGGUGCAUGAUGGAUAAUGGCCAGUGCGACUGCAGGCGGCAUCUUAUAGGUCGACAGUGUUCAGAAGUGCAGCCUGGGUAUUUCUGUGCACCCCUUGACUACUACAAAUACGAGGCUGAAGAAGCUACCGGACGCUCUCCAACUGACCCCUCGCUGCCGGGCCAGGUCCGUCCGCAGGCAGCAGACGACUGCAUUCAGCACCUCAGUAACCAGGCCAGGAGGCACCGGCGACACAGGCGCAUUUCAAGCUCGCAGCAGUACCAGGCGGCGCUCAGACGCAUCCGGCAGCUUCAGCAGACACUGGAUGUCACGACGGUCCACAGAGAGCACACUCCCAGCCUCACGGCCACGUGGACCGGUCCCGGUUUCGCUCGCGUCAAAGACGGGGCCGGCUUGGUGUUCACUAUCGACAACAUCCCUUACGCCAUGGAGUACGACAUCAUGAUUCGCUACGAGCCUGAGUCCACAGAGGACUGGGAGGCUGUGGUUAGCAUCACCUCCGCUGAGCUGCCCUCAAGUCGCCGAUGUGGAAACCUUCUGCCAGCCGAACAGCUCUACACUGAAACGCUGCCGCACCGCGACAGAUACCUCCUGAUGUCCAGGCCCUUUUGUUUUGAGCCCAGUAAUCGCUAUGUGGUUGCAAUCAGGUUCCAGCGACACGGAGUCGCUUACAGACAUCUUACCGCCUUCAUCCUCAUUGACUCGCUGGUAUUGAUCCCCAAGUACACGGAGCUUCCUGGUUUCAAGGAGAGUGGUCAGGACGCAGAACGGCACCGUGAGGACAUGAUCCGCUACAUGUGCCUGGAUUCCUUCCUGAUCACGCCGAUGCCACCUCUGGCUGAGCCGUGCGCCAGACUCAUCUGCAGCAUCUCAGCCAACAUUCACGACGGGGCUCUGCCCUGUCAGUGUGACCCUCAGGGCUCCGUCAGCGGCGAGUGUGACAAGGUCGGAGGUCAGUGCCGCUGUAAAGCCAACGUCAUUGGGCGGCGCUGCGACCAGUGCGCCCCAGGGACCUACGGCUUCGGAGUGAAUGGCUGCACUGCCUGUGCCUGCCACCCAGAGGGCUCCUUUAGCCACCAGUGCGACCCGCUGACGGGUCAGUGCCCAUGCAGGCAAGGGGCCACCGGGCGCCAGUGCUCAGACUGCCAACCAGGCCAGUGGGGCUUCCCCGGCUGCAGCCCCUGUCAGUGUAACGGCCACGCAGACCUCUGUGACUCCCGGACGGGGGAGUGCCGAGGCUGCAGGGACAGCACCGCGGGCCACUUCUGCGAGCGCUGCGUGGAAGGGUUCUUUGGAAACCCAGUGCUUGGCUCAGGGGAUCACUGUCACCCCUGCCCGUGCCCUGGUAACCCCAGUUCAGACCACUUUAAUGGGAAUUCCUGUCAAACCGACUAUAGCUCCAACCAGAUCAUCUGCAACUGCAAACAAGGCUUUACAGGUCCCCGCUGUGAUCAGUGUGCCCCAGGUUACUAUGGCAACCCGGAGCAGCCCGGCGGGCAGUGCCUGCCCUGCGAGUGCAACAACAACAUCGACCCCCAGGAUCCUGGGUCAUGUGACCCCAGGACGGGACGGUGCCUCAGGUGCCUUUUCCACACCGACGGGCCGUCCUGCGACCAGUGUGAACGCGGCUACUAUGGCAACGCACUGAUCAAGGACUGCAGACGUUGCACUUGUGUGUCUGCUGGAACACUGGCGUCUGCCUGCAGUGAUGGACAGUGUCUCUGCAACCAUCAGACCGGAGCCUGUCUUUGCAGGGGUUCUGUGAUCGGUAACAACUGUGACCAGUGUGCCCCUGACCACUGGAACUAUGGCCAGGAAGAAGGCUGUCAGCCCUGUAACUGUGACCCGCAGCAUUCUCUGGGGGCUCACUGCAACAUGUUCACUGGCCAGUGUCACUGUCGCCCCGGCUUUGGAGGACAACGGUGCACCGAGUGCCAAGAGCAUCACUGGGGGGACCCACGGGUGGCGUGUGAAGCGUGUAACUGCCACCACCUGGGCUCCCAGUCGGCCCAGUGUAACCGAGAAACGGGGAAGUGCGAGUGCCGGGAAGGCAUGGCGGGAGCCCGGUGCGAUGAAUGUGCACGCGGCUUCACGGGCGUCUUCCCCAACUGUGUGCGCUGUCAUCAGUGUUUCCAGCUGUGGGACGACUACCUGUGCCAGAUCAGAAGAGACUUAGAUCACCUACAGUACACCGUACAGAAGAUCCUGGCGAGCGGCAUCACGCCCGGAGUCGGCAGCGACCGCAUCAAGGAGCUUGAGCAGAAGCUGGACCAGGUGCGGGACCUGAUCGAUGGAGGGGACAUGGACAGGAUCCAUCAGCUGAUUGCACAGAGCAUCGAUGACCUCCGCCCUGAGAUUCUUCUCACUAAUGAACGUGUGACUGAAAUCGACCAAGAAAUAAACAAAACAAUGGCAGCGGACGAGGUCUUAAAUCGCACCCUGAAUGACCUGGAGAGGGAGCUGAGGGACGUUAACGCUACGUUUGCUCACAGGCAGCAGCUGCUGGAUAACUACCUCACUUCAGGAUUUGCAGAUCAGUUUGAGAAAGUGAAGAAGUCCUACCAGGAGUCACGCCAGGCUGAGGAGAAAUGCAACGCCUCAGUGUCGGGUCCUGGAAAUCCAGUCGAACAGUCCAACCAAACCCGAGAGGACACUGAGAAGCUGUUGAACGCCAAGAAAGACGAGCUCCUCCAGAAUCUAACUGUUCACAACCAUUCAUUAAAUGAGCUGCACCAAAAGACCCAAAACCUCAGUGAGACGGUCCAGCAUCUCAGCCAGAAGGUGUGUGGCGGUCCCAGCAAUACCAGCCAAAACAGCAGCUGCUCUAAAAGCCAGUGUGGCGGCGCAAACUGCCAUGACGACCAGGGCGACCUUGUUUGUGGGGGAGAGGGAUGCAACGGGACAAUGAGCGCCUCUUUGACUGCGCUGAACGACGCACAGAACCUUACAGACAGUCUGAAAGCGGCUAUGGAGGAGCUGCAGGGAGUCGCAAAGAAGCUUCAGGAUAUAGCUUCUCAGACCCAGUCUGUGAAGAACCAGACAAUGAAUGUUCUGGAGAAAGCCCAGAAGAAGAAGGAAAACUUUGAAAAAAACAACGAAGCUCUUAAAGAUUUCAUUAAGACGAUCAAAGACUUUCUCACAGAGGAGGGAGCAGAUCCUGAGAGCAUCCAGAAGGUGGCCCAGCAGGUCUUAGACAUCAAGCUGCCACUCAACAGGACCACGCUGGACAAAAUGACCAUGCAGAUCAAAGACAGCAUUGCCAACCUCAGCAAUGUGCAAGGCAUCGUGAAUCAAACCUCGGCGCUCAUCCGCAAAGCUGAGGAGCUGCUGAAUAAAGCUAAAGAUGCAGAGAGCCGAGCAAUAGGAGUGGGGGAUCUCGUCAAUAACACCAAACAGGCCUUGAAUGUCUCUGCGACAGCCAUAGAGAAAGCAAACGCGGCCCUGAAGAUGGCCCACAACAACCUAAACAGGACGAAGAACGCCACUGCUCAGGUGGAAGAGGGGCUGCGGCAGCUGGAGGCCAAGCAGAUGGAGAACAUGAUGCGUCUAGCCAACCUGUCCAUGGGGGUGGACGCUCUAAAGAACAAGACGGAGAUGAACAAACUGAUGGCACAGGACGCCCUAACCCUGGCUAACAACGCAACUCACCAGGCAUCCACGCUAGAGCGGAGGCUAAAUGACACAGAGAAACAGUACCGUGAGCUGCAGGUGAAGAUGGAGUCUCUUGGCGACACUGGAAAUCUGAACGACAUCCACCAGAAGGUCACAGACAUGAAGAAGGCCGCAGAAGACCUUCUAAGCAAAGCCACUAACGGGAUAAAGGAUCUCAACAAACUAGGGGAAACAAUAAAGAGCAACGAGGAGCGGAUGCAGAAGCAGCGUGAGGAGCUGGAGGACCUCAAGCAAAACGUCACAUUCAUACGAGACAUAAUCCAGGAACAAGUCAAGAAGUACAGUAGCUGCAGUUCAUGAUCUCACAAUCUUCCACGUCUCGCCUGCUGCUGUGGUGGAGGGGGGAUGUCUGAUGCUGUGACUGGAAGCAGACAAACGUCACCUGUACCAAUGAAAAGCUGCUCAGAAGCUACCUCCAUACUAUCACUGGAUUUCAAGUUUUACAGUCUACCCGUCAAAGUAUUAUACGACAUAAAUACCUUACCCUAUUCAUGUACUGUACUGUUUUCUCCUAUCACUUAUACAGUGUGCGAUGUUUGUCCAUCCAUCCAUCCAUUUUCUGACCCGCUUAAUCCCUCAUGGGGUCACGGGGGUUGCUGGUGCCUGUCUCCAGCAUUCACCGGGCGUGAAGCGGUGUGAUGUUUGUAUUAAAGCUAUUUCAGCAAGCCAAUUACUGAAGAUGGACAUUUGUUGUAAAGUCCACAGUGAGUUAAUCAAUGUUAUGUUUAAUAAACUUCGGAAAUAUAUCAAAUAUGUUAUCACAAAGUUAUUUUCACCAAAUGUAUCAAAAUAUAAUCUAGCAUUCCCUUAAAAAUGAAAAGAAAAGCUUUGUAUCAUAUUAAAUUUCACGCUCCUUGUUUAGAAAUAUAAUAAACAUUUAUUCUUUCACAAGAUAUUCCUCCUGAGAUGUAUUUUAGUAAUGGAGUCAAUCUGAUGUUUGAUCUAAACGUGUUGCAUCACCCGAUGAAUUUCUGCAGCUGUGGAGCUGUAGUUUAUAUGUCUUACCACAAAGGGGCGCCGUACAUUUUGCGUGGCAGUUGUGUUUGUUCCAUCAGUUCUGCCUCAGCAACUUUUCUCUGUUCAGUUAUUCAGAAUUUAUACAGGGUAAUACAUUUGUGAUAAAAAAAAAAUAGGGAAGUGAUGAAAAA